GGCUUGAUGAAACACGCACACAUGCAGUCUGGCACCGGUAACCUGCGGGAAUGAUCUUCUGAUUGCUCAUGCUUUUUUUGUCUUCCUACUGAAUGGUUAUAAUCUGCAGAACCUCAAAAGGAUUGUUUAAAGUUGGAUGUAACUGGGAAAAAACCUGUCAAAGAUUGAGCAGAACCUUUUAAACCUCUAAACAAGGUCGCAAGUUUAUUGAAAAUGUUGCACGUUGACCUGCUCCUGUUAUGCGUCUGUCUCGGUGUGGGGAUGGGAUACCAGAAAAGUUCGGACAGCGUUGUGGGUAAGAGACAGUAUCAGAUCCAAAACGGGCCAUGCAGCUACACCUUUCUGCUGCCUGAACAGGAGAACUGCCAAAACCCGAGCAGCGGCUACAAUUAUCAAGUUCAAAAGGACGGGCCCACAGACAAUGACCAGUCAGCUCAGAGGCUGGAACAGCUGGAGAUAGUCAUGGAGAACAACACACAGUGGCUUCUCAAGCUACAGAAUUACAUUCAGGAGAGCAUGAAGCAGGACAUGGUCCAGAUCCAACAGAGUGCGGUACAAAAUCACACGGCUACAAUGAUUGAAAUAGGAACAAACCUGCUCAGUCAAACUGCAGAGCAAACCAGAAAACUCACCAACGUUGAGGCACAGGUAAUAAAUCACACAACACGACUUGAGCGACAACUCCUUGAGAAUUCUUUGUCGACCAGUAAAUUGGAAAAACAACUCAUUGUCCAAAUGAAUGAAAUAAACAAGCUGAGUGACAAAAACAGCUUGCUGGAAAAGAAAGUAAAAGAGUUGGAGGAGCAGAAACAGGGAGAGCAGAAGAUACUUCGAGAAGAAAAGGAGCAGCUUCAGACGUUAACACAAAGGCAGACAGCCAUUAUUGGUGAACUGGAGCAACAGUUGCUCAGAGUGUCAUCCAACAACAGUGUAUUGCAGCAUCAGCAACAGGAGCUCCUUGAGACUGUCAACCACCUAAUACACACGUUCUCUACUGGCGCAGCCCGAGAGACAAAACCCACCAUGAUGCAGGAUACACCUGCCACAUUCAUGGACUGCGCUGCUGUCUUCAAAUCGGGAAAUAUCAAGAGUGGGGUCUAUACUCUGACUUUACCCAAUACUACCCUGGAGGUUAAGGCUUACUGUGACAUGGAGAUGGAAGGUGGUGGUUGGACAAUACUACAAAAACGCUUUGAUGGCAGUGUUGACUUUCACCGUACGUGGCAAGAGUAUAAAAAGGGUUUUGGAGAUCCUUCAGGUGAAUUUUGGUUAGGAAAUGAAUUUGUCUCCAAGCUUACAAGUCAGCAAUCCUAUAUCCUAAGGAUCCAACUGAGUGACUGGGAAGAGAACUCUGCAUUCUCCCAAUAUGACCAAUUUACUCUCGAUGGUGAAAGACAAAACUAUAGGAUACACCUUAAAGGCUACAGUGGAACAGCAGGCAAAAUAAGCAGCAUCGGGCAGCCAGGAAGUGAUUUCACUACAAAGGACGCAGACAAUGACAAAUGUGUUUGCAAAUGCUCGCAGCUGACAACAGGGGGUUGGUGGUUUGAUGCUUGCGGCCCGUCCAAUUUAAACGGCAUGUACUACCAGAAGGGCCAAAACUCGAAUCGCUUCAACGGAAUCAAAUGGUACUACUGGAAGGGCUCAGGAUACUCACUCAAGACCACAACAAUGAUGAUCAGACCGGCAGACUUCUAGGUUUAACUAAGUGUCACUCACACACUAAACACGAUUGGGAAGGAAACUCAAGACAAACUCGCACCAAAGGCAAAACAAAGCUUUGGAGUCCACUGGAGUGCAAAGCACUGCAGGACGUUCCUGAAAAGACUAAUGGGGAAAGCAUCAAUUGGUGCAUGAGCAUGUUAAAAGACCUGAACCAAAAUAUACAGUGAUAAAUUAUUAUUAUUUUUUUUAAAAGGACUGUAUUAACAAGUUUUGCCAUUAGAAAUGAUAAAUAAGGUUGAAAUGUGUACAAUGAGUUAAUAAUGCAAAUACAGUGGAACCCGUUUCAGAAAGUCCAACUCAAGCAGAAACACACUAACUGAAUCUAUUUUUCCCAUAAGAAAUGCAAAUCCAAUUAAUCAAUUCCAGACACGCCAAAAAUGCUAACACAAAACACUGUUUAAAAAUAGUUUUUUGUUUUACAUGCAGAAAACAAUGACAAAUGCUGGCGUAAAUUUUAGACAUAAACCGAAAAACACACUAACCAGGGCGCACACUAACCGAGGUUCCACUGUAUUUAUGGUACAACACGAACAUUGUGGUAAAACAAUUGGCUCAUCAUAUUUAUUAACAGUUUCUGCAUAGGUUUGUGUUGUGGAUUUUUAAAAAGGCAAAUGACAAAUGAUGCUUAGCAUGUUGGCCACACAGUCAGAGUCAGGACAUCGAGAAGACCUGCGUUCGAAUCUCUGUUGGGCAUUUCUGUGUGGAGUUUGCAUGUUCUCCCCGUGCGUGCGUGGGUUUUCUCCGGGUACUCCGGUUUCCUCCCACAUUCCAAAAACAUGCAUGUUAGGUUAAUUGGCGACUCUAAAUUGGUUGUUUGUCUAUAUGUGCGCUGCGACCAAUCCAGGGUGUACCCCGCUUGUCGCCCGAAGUCAGCUGGGAUAGGCUCCAGCAUACCCCCGCGACCCUAAUGAGAAGCGGCAUAGAAAAUGGAUGGAUGGAUAAAUUAUGCUUACGGUUUCAAUUAAGAUAACAUUUAUUGCGGAGAAUGUAUCACUACUGUACUGUACAAGUUUUUUUUAUUUAUGUGUGGAAUAUGAUUUUUUAAAAAUCUGUUCUAUUGCAUCAUCACAUCCCCUGAAUGUGUGAUACCACCAUUUAUACUGCACAUAAGCAGUGUACAUCUUUAUUUAUGUAAAGGUUGAUUUGAAUCAAAACUGAUUUUUUUCUUCAGAUGUACAAAGAUUUGUCUUAUUGUGUUGCCUUAAAGGUCACUUAUUACAUGUGGCAUUUCAAUUUUUUAUACCUCCAGUUUCAUGGAGAUGUGGGUAUACAGUGGAUCCCCACACACUUGCGAGUCAACAUUCAUGACCCUGCAAAUUUGCGGAUAUUUGGUCAGAAAAAAAAAAAAUUCUCAGAUAAUUGUCAGCUUUGCCUACGGAAAACACAUCUCAUUCACUUAAUACACAUUUACACCCAUAAUUUAUAAAUACGUGAUAAUACAGUUAAAAUGUACAUCAUACAUGUACCACUGUUAGAAAGCCCACAGUUUUUACAUGUUUAUGUCUUUAUGCUUUAGUGAUGAUGUUUUUUCAUCAAGCGUUGAGAUUUUGCACUUUGUUUGGCGGUCUUUGACCACACUAUAGCUGUGUGCUGAGAUGCAAGCUUGAAGAACUAGCUUUGACAGUCAUUCACUGGUGGUGAGUACCUAUACUGUACAUUUUAUACUUUAAAUGUAUUUGAUGUAAGUGUGUGGGGCCUUUUUAGGUCUUAGACCUGGAUUGUGUUGCAAGUGAACAAUGGCAAUUGAAGAGAGAAGGGGAGGGUUCUGGACACGUUUACUGCGAAUGUCGAUCUGAAAUCUGAGAACGUCAACGUCGAGCUAGCAGGCAGGUGGGGGGCUGGUAUUGCGUAUGGGCGUAUCAAUUACUCACAGUUUUUUGCCAUUCACUGGUGGUUCGCUAACCUAACUCCGGCGAAAAGCGGGGAUCUACUGUACUAACCAGCGGACAUUGUUUGGAUUAUGUUUAUUACCACAGCAUAUAUGAACUUUUUUAUGCUUGUGGCGGAUGGGGCGGGUGUGCAUACAUUAUCACUUAAUAGAAAAGAGCUCUAAGCCAACAGCUUUCACUAGGGGUGUCCAAAGUGCAGCCUGGGGAUGAUUUUUGGCAUGCUCAUUUUUUUUUAUAGGCCACUCGGUGUAUUCUAAGAAAAAAAUGAAUUCAUUACCAAUGAGACGUAUUAGUAGAUAUCACACUAAUUUGCUUUGUCACCUAUAACACAAAGCUAAGAUGUGGAUGUUUUGUUCAGAUAUCUUAGCAUAUAUUGACCUACAUUGGAUUGGUUUUAGCAUCUGUAAUGUAGAAAAUGUAUCAAAGCGGCCUCUGCAUCCUUUGGUUUUUCUGUAUGCGACGCACUUUGCUUUUAUAAUGCACUGCAGGAAGAUUAACUGUUAAUGAGGGCUUUUUAAUCAGAUUAAUCACAGUUAAUUAAUCAUGAUUACUCAGCAUUUGCAUCUAUGUCCAUAUAAUAACGUCAUAACAGAGGUCUGGCCGGCCAUGAUGUGCAUGUGUAACUUACGCUAAAUAUGUUAACGGAAUUAAUUAAAUAAAUUAUUCAUCACCAUUAAUACGUUAUUUUUUACAGCCCUGAUGUUAACUGCUAAUUACAAGAAAUCAAGAAAUAUAGCUUUCUGGAAACAACAUCACAUUUAAACUAAAACGAGGUGGUUCUGCAAAAAACACAAAAGAACAAGAAACGUGACAGAAGUGUGCUGACAUUUAUCUACGUCAAAGGCCUGCACAGUCCCUCACUGUGGCAGGACAGCGGACAGUGACUCACGAGUUCAGGAAGAGGCAACAUCCACAUUUCUCACAGGAUACUUCAGGAAAAACAAGCCACUGAAAAUGGAUGGCUGACAAUAAAAAUUUGCAGGCGGCAAACUCGCGUCCACCUUGCAUUUAUGAGCAAUUAUUGGAAGGAGUGAGCAGCCACACAAAUGGUUAGCAUUGUGAUCAGGACUGAUAACGGUCAUUAGAGAACAGACGUGCAAUGCAAAAUAAAAUGUGUGGCAGAAUGUAAAGAAUACAAAUGCUUAAUUGAAAGUGCAAUAUGAAUACAAGUUGUGAUAAUCAGAUUAGCCUACAGCUGGCAAAGCAAAAGCAAAUCAGAAAAGAGGGAACUGCAUGCAUAUUUGUCAUUUAACACCUAAUUAAUUUAACCAGUUGUAUGUUUGUUUCGAGCUGCUAUACAUGGGAGUCAUUCAUUAACAAUACCAUAAGGAUGUGCACAGGGUAACUGGUUACUAUAUGUCUUUCACAUUUUCUCAGAAUGGGUUUCACAGUUUUUGUUUUUAUGUUCUGGAGUUUUGUUUUUAUUUUAUAUUGUGCACAGAAAGAGCCUAUUUAUGUGGAAGAUGAAUAAAAU
Dunckerocampus dactyliophorus (ringed pipefish) is the source of this 5088-nucleotide messenger RNA. It is a transcript of the gene angpt2a, whose product is annotated as angiopoietin 2a. The coding region runs from base 214 to 1698 and encodes 494 amino acids. The transcript has 9 exons. The record is from RefSeq and is a predicted model, not a curated record. Lineage: Eukaryota; Metazoa; Chordata; Actinopteri; Syngnathiformes; Syngnathidae. Gene Ontology annotation, molecular function: receptor tyrosine kinase binding. Gene Ontology annotation, biological process: Tie signaling pathway.